Zymoseptoria tritici IPO323 is the source of this 1224-nucleotide messenger RNA. RefSeq lists its product as uncharacterized. NCBI's taxonomy places the organism in Eukaryota, Fungi, Ascomycota, Dothideomycetes, Mycosphaerellales, Mycosphaerellaceae. The record is from RefSeq and is a predicted model, not a curated record. The transcript is spliced from 7 exons. The coding region runs from base 1 to 1224 and encodes 407 amino acids.
AUGGCGGAGCUACAAAAGUGGGAGAUCAGCGACUCUCGGCUGGAGAUAGACAGGAGCUACGACGAUAGCACCGUCCGCUUCAAAUUACUGAUCGGCAACUCAACAUCAGCCAACCUCAAGGAUACACAAAAUGUGCCUUUCGACUCGGAAGUGAUCAAAACGAUCACCGAUCAAGGGUGGAUAUCCGACGAGUACACACACUUGUGGCGCCGCGACGAAGGAGGAUCUGCUGCGCUCACCUCCCACGGCAUUCUGAACUCCGAGAGACGGCCGGUCUUUUUGCUCCUUGUCACUCGUCAAUCGAGAGCGAAACUACUGCGGCGGAUUGUGCCACGGGACUUUGCCAUCCUGCCAUUUUGCAUCCUCAAGCACCAUGUAGACGAGACGCUUGUCGCGGUACAAGAAUUGACAAGAUUGAUCACUUCUGCCGAAAGGCGUAUCGCCGAGGGCGUCAUAUCUUUGGACGACAAUGGCGACUACAAGCUCAUCAACAGACUGAAUCUUGAGCAUGUCCGAUUGCAGCGAAGGUCCGACUUCCAGAAUGAUCUCGGCUCGAAUCUGCUCAAGUACCUGGAUGCUUACCAGCGGCUGUGGUCUGUACUCUUCGAAGGUGGGACUGGCUAUAUCGAGGACAUGCGGGAGAAGGUCGAACAGCAGAUGCGGUACUCGACGCAGGUGCAGAAGGAUCUAGAAAUGUUACCCAGGAGGAUCGACAACCAGUCGAAAGCAAUGUUCAGCAUUGUCGCUUUGCGAGACAACAAGCUGAACAUCCAGCUGGCUGAAAGCUCUCGUCGAAUCGCUGAAGAGAGUCGUCUCGAUAACUUGCUCAAUGUGAAACUUGCCAAAGCAACGGCACAGCUAGCAGAGGAAACACGGCAGGAUUCGGCAGCCAUGAAAACCAUCGCCGUGUUGACGCUUACGUUCCUGCCAGGAACAGCCGUCGCAUCGUUCUUUGGCAUGGACGGGAUGUUCAACUGGAAUCCUGGACCGGGCGAGAAGCUGGCGUCCCCGUACAUCUGGAUCUUCUUCGUCGUGACCAUUCCGCUGACCAUUCUCGUGUACUUUGCCUGGUGGUUCUGGUUUCGCAAGACUCGGGAGGAGUUCCAGAAGCAGUUCGCCGGUUCCGAUAUUGCCACAGCUGAGGAGGAGAUGAUGCGGCGAAUGAGAACGACGACGAACUCUUGGACUUUGGAGAAGCAAACGACGAUGACGGCUCGGCAAUGA